This is a messenger RNA of Columba livia (rock pigeon), 2573 nucleotides long. It is a transcript of the gene LARP6, whose product is annotated as La ribonucleoprotein 6, translational regulator. NCBI's taxonomy places the organism in Eukaryota, Metazoa, Chordata, Aves, Columbiformes, Columbidae. The coding region runs from base 132 to 1622 and encodes 496 amino acids. Gene Ontology annotation, molecular function: mRNA binding. Gene Ontology annotation, cellular component: nucleus. The record is from RefSeq and is a predicted model, not a curated record. Gene Ontology annotation, biological process: RNA processing. The transcript has 3 exons.
CGCCCCAGCGCCGCCGCAGCGGGAGGGGAGGGGAGGGGAGGCGAGGCGGCUGCGGCAGCCGGGGCAUCGCUGCUGUGGCGGCGCGGGGCUGAACCCGGCCGGCGGUCCGGCGCGCUCUGCCGCCCAGCGCCAUGGCCCAGCGGCAGCGGGCUGGCCCUGCGGACCUCGAGGCGCCGGAGCCCGGGGCUGGGGCCGCCGGCCGGGAGCUGACGGCGGGGAGCGGCCCCGUGCAGAUCCGAGUGGCCGUCCAGGCGGCGGCGGAGGAGGAGGACGAGGAGGGCGGGGGAGCGCCGUGCCCGGCGGCGCGGGACGGCGGCAGCUGCAGCGAGGAGGACUCGGGGCGGUGCGGACGCUCCAGUGGAGGCGAAAAUGAUGAUGACUCUGACCAGAACUGGAAACCACCAGAAAAUGACCUGAUCCAGAAGUUAAUAGCACAAAUUGAAUAUUACUUCUCAGAUGAGAACCUUGAGAAAGAUGCCUUCCUUCUAAAGCAUGUGAGAAGAAAUAAGAUGGGCUACGUCAGUAUUAAACUCCUCACUUCUUUUAAGAAGGUGAAACACCUUACCCGUGACUGGAGAACCACAGCCUACGCACUGAAGUACUCCAACACUCUCGAGCUCAAUGACGACAACAGGAAGGUUAGAAGAAAUACUCCAGUUCCAGUGUUUCCGAGUGAAAACCUCCCUACCAGGAUGUUACUGGUGUAUGAUAUCCACAUGAUUUCUGAGCUGCAGGCUCAUAGCAAACAAGUAAACGGAUGCACGCAAGAAAGGGUAAUGGAGCAUCUCCUCAAAGCCUUUGUAACUUUUGGUGGAAUUUCAUCAGUUCGUAUUCUCAAACCUGGUAGGGAUCUACCACCUGAUAUCAGGAGGGUCAGCAGUCGCUACACACAACUGGGAACUCAGGAAUGUGCAAUUGUAGAAUUUGAAGAAGUGGAUGCUGCUGUACGUGCUCAUGACUUCAUGUGUGCUGAAAAGCAAGAGACUGGCAUGAAAGUUGUCCUAAUAGGCAUGAAACCUCCAAAGAAAAAAGUUCCCAAAGACAAGAGCUGUGAUCAAGAUACCAGCAAGACUCUUCAGAAGGCUAGAUCCCUUAAUAAGAGAGUUGAGGAGCUUCUGUUUGUUGGUGAUGAAUCUUCAGCAAAUAGCUCUUCUGACCCAGAGAGUAAUCCUACAUCACCACUGUCAGGACGCAAAAGUACUGCAACAAAUACUACAAGUAAUUUGAGCCCUGUCAUUCAUCCAAACAACCAUUUGAGUCCUAAUGUGUCACCCAGAUCAAGUCCUUGGAACAGUCCAUCUUCACUGAGAAAAGUAACCAAAAAGUCUCCACUGGCUGAAGACAGCAAGCUUAACCCAAGCACUAGCCCUGAAAUUCCAAGGAAAUGUACAGAUAAUUCCUCGGAUAGCAGUAUCACUCCUUCUGGUAGCCCCUGGGUACAGAGAAGAAAAGCUCAAACUGUAACAGGGGAGAGGAGUCCCACCAGUAGCCCCAUGCUAGCUCGGAAAAUUCAGACUGCAGAUGGGCUACCCGUAGGGGUGCUGCGGCUGCCUAAGGGGCCGGAUGGCACUAAAGGAUUCCACAAUGGAUGUCAAAGACGGAAGGCUCUGAAGAAUGAAUAAAUCAUUCUUUAAAAAUCAUUUCACAAGUCAGUCACCUGCUUUUGUUCAAGCCUGGUGAAAAAUCAUCACUUGAGCAACUGAGUUAAGUCAGUAUUUAAUUUUAAAGAGAUUUUAUAUUCAUAUGGAGACUUGUAUAUUCACUUCACAGAAUCACAGAAUAGUUGAGGUUGGAAGGCACCUCUGGCAGUUGUCCAGUCCACCUCCUUUGCUCAAGCAAGGUCCCCUACAGCAGGUUGCUUAGGGUUUGGAAUAUCUGCAAGGGCAGAGACUCCCCACCCUGUCUGGGCAACAUGUCCCCAAAUUCAGCCAUCCACACAGUAAACAAGUGUUCCCUUAUGCUUGGAUGGAAUUCCCUGUGUUUCAGUUUGUGCCCCUUUUCCUGUUCCUGGGUAUCACUGGGAAGAGCCAAGCUCCAUCUGCUUCACUCCCUCCCAUCAGGUAUUUUAAAACAUUGGUGAGAUCUCCUGGGGCCUUCUCCAGUCUAAACAGCAUCAGGUCUCUAGGUCUCUUGCAUGAGACAUACUCCAGUCUCUUAAUCAUCUUAUGCACUUACCUAAUGCAAUGCCCUUAUCUGUAUUAUUAUUUUUUAAUAUAUUAGUUUGAAACAGGCAUAUAAAUCAUUCAUGCAACUACAUUACUUGCAAAGCUUUGAUCCUGAAGAGCAGUGUGUAAAUACAGUUUAGUGGUUGUGUGAUGGUAAGCUGUGGUAUGUCACAAGUGUAAUCAUAAGGAGUAGAGGGGUUUUGAAGACUUUCAGUGUUUGUCUCAAAAGGAGCUCUUGAGAAGCUUAUGCUACAGUGAGCAGUCGCUCUCUGCUUGCAUACCUCACCAAAGACAAUAAUGUUUAGGAGGACCAAAGUGUGUGAUGUGAAUAAAGACUUGGAGCAUUGAAGACUGUUCUGUAAGUGUUAUCUUAUGUAAUCAGAUGGAAUAAACAAGAAUAUUAACUCA